Messenger RNA from Erinaceus europaeus (western European hedgehog), 5491 nucleotides. It is a transcript of the gene RMND5A, whose product is annotated as required for meiotic nuclear division 5 homolog A. Gene Ontology annotation, molecular function: protein binding; ubiquitin protein ligase activity. Gene Ontology annotation, cellular component: nucleus; GID complex; cytoplasm. Bases 1 to 1176 code for a protein of 391 amino acids. The transcript has 9 exons. Lineage: Eukaryota; Metazoa; Chordata; Mammalia; Eulipotyphla; Erinaceidae. The record is from RefSeq and is a predicted model, not a curated record. Gene Ontology annotation, biological process: proteasome-mediated ubiquitin-dependent protein catabolic process.
AUGGAUCAGUGCGUGACGGUGGAGCGCGAGCUGGAGAAGGUGCUGCACAAGUUCUCGGGCUACGGGCAGCUGUGCGAGCGCGGCCUGGAGGAGCUCAUCGACUACACGGGCGGCCUCAAGCACGAGAUCCUGCAGAGCCACGGCCAAGAUGCUGAAUUAUCAGGGACUCUUUCACUUGUUUUGACACAGUGCUGUAAAAGAAUAAAGGAUACUGUUCAGAAAUUGGCCUCAGACCACAAAGACAUCCAUAGCAGUGUUUCUCGGGUUGGAAAAGCCAUUGAUAAGAAUUUUGAUUCUGACAUUAGUAGUGUGGGGAUAGAUGGCUGCUGGCAGGCAGACAGCCAACGGCUUCUCAAUGAGGUGAUGGUGGAGCACUUCUUUCGGCAAGGAAUGCUGGAUGUCGCCGAGGAGCUCUGCCAGGAAUCUGGUCUUUCUGUAGACCCAAGUCAGAAAGAACCAUUUGUGGAGUUAAAUCGAAUAUUAGAAGCACUAAAGGUCAGAGUUCUGAGACCUGCUCUAGAAUGGGCAGUAUCAAACCGAGAAAUGCUGAUAGCCCAGAACAGCUCCUUGGAAUUUAAGCUGCACAGACUGUAUUUCAUUAGCUUAUUAAUGGGUGGAACUACAAAUCAGCGAGAGGCACUACAGUAUGCUAAAAAUUUUCAGCCAUUUGCUCUAAAUCAUCAGAAAGACAUUCAGGUUUUGAUGGGAAGUCUCGUGUACCUUAGACAAGGGAUUGAGAACUCACCAUAUGUUCACCUGCUUGAUGCGAACCAGUGGGCUGACAUCUGUGACAUCUUUACUCGGGAUGCCUGUGCCCUCCUAGGGCUCUCUGUAGAGUCCCCACUCAGUGUCAGUUUCUCAGCAGGUUGUGUGGCAUUGCCAGCUUUAAUUAAUAUCAAAGCUGUGAUUGAACAGAGGCAGUGCACUGGAGUUUGGAACCAGAAAGAUGAAUUACCUAUUGAAGUGGAUCUUGGUAAAAAGUGCUGGUAUCAUUCUAUAUUUGCCUGUCCUAUUCUUCGCCAACAAACAACGGAUAACAACCCACCCAUGAAAUUGGUCUGUGGUCAUAUUAUAUCAAGAGAUGCCCUGAAUAAAAUGUUUAAUGGUAGCAAAUUAAAAUGUCCAUAUUGUCCAAUGGAACAAAGUCCAGGAGAUGCCAAGCAGAUAUUUUUCUGAAGAAAUAACUUUAGCAGUUUGUAAGUGAAACUGAGUUGUUUCAGAAGAGAAUGUUCCAUUUAAUGCAGCUAACCAAGGACUCCCAUGUUGAUAUAAGCUAAUGCUCCAGAAACUUCACCAACAUUUUAGUGUCUAAACACAGAGGGGAGUGCUCCAGAUAAAUAUUAUCAUAGGGCUUUAUUAUAUUCUUGGUCUUCAUUUCUGAUCAAGUAAAUUCACCAGCAGUUGUCAUUCAAUGCAGGUUUUGUACUUAAUUAUAUGGUGAUUUUUUUUUUUUUUUUUUUUUUACUUUUUAAGAGCAGAAAUAGAAAUUGACCUCCCCAUUAUGUGUCAAUAUUUCUCCUACUUUUAACUUUUGUUGUUUCCCCAAUAAUUGUAAACUUUAAGAAUGUUUGUGGAAAAGUUUUAUUUCCUUUUAUGUAUACAUAAUUAUAGGAAAAGUCCAGAAAAAUAAUUUUGAAAAAAUUGUGGUCACAGACUGAUUUGCUUUUUUUUUUCUUCCCUUUUUUCUUAAGAAAGAAAGCUAUGAUAGAUUCCAAAUUUUUUCCUUUUUGAUGUUUUCUGCUGCUCCAGCUUUCACCAAGAAGUCAGUAGACCUGCACUUGAGCUCUGCUUUGUAGCCCCAGCAGGCUGGCUGUUUAAAAUUCCACCCCAGUCUAUCAGGUUCUUGUGAGAAGUCUUUCACUAGAACAAAGUGGGAGGAGUACUGUUGUUUCUUUGCUUUUAUUGCCAAGAGGUGCUUGUUUUAAAAGUCUGUUUAAUAAAAUGAAAUUCUGAAGUUAGAAGUGUUCUUAAGUUGAUAUUUGCUCUUUUGGUAGCCCUAUCUCUGAAGUCUGCUUUUAGGAUUUGGCUACCUGUUGCAUUUAUAUAUCAUUGUAGACAGUGUGUGUGUGUGUGUGUGUGUGUGUGUGUGUGUGUGUUUUGUCACACACCUGCAUAAAACAUUGUGUAUCUGGAAGGGAAGAAGCAUGUUUCAGUCCUAAAAUGCAGUUACCAGACUCAUCACUUUAAAUCCUUCAAGUUAGAAGCUAGCAACUUUUCUGUAGUGCAAAAUUUGUUUAUUGAUAUUUUGUAUUUGAAUAGUAUGUUGUUCAAUGCCUCUCUUUUGCAAAGUGUAUCAUCUCACUGACUGAAUCUGUAGAUGACUCUGAUGGAUACAGAUAAUGGUCUUUUUUUGUGUGAGGUAUUUUCAGUUAAUGCACUGUCCAGGAAUAGCCAUGUGUAAGUCUUUAUCUGUAUGUUGAACUACAUGAAAAAGAUGUCUGUGGACCUGAUUUUGACUUAAACCCAUGAAGUUCCUUCAUUAUGAGAAGACUUUUAAGUAGAAAUCACCAAAUGUUUUACAAACUUUUACUUCAACUGACUUGGAACUUAACCAUCAAUAUAGGAAAAAUGGUAUACACGUGAAAAAGAAGGAGAAGAAGACACAGAAGCAAAGCAAAAUAUGACACUUAACAUUUUAAAAAUAUUGAUUGACUGGUUUGGGGAAGACUGGCAUCAUUCAUAGUAGUAUACCAAUAUGGAUAGUUUAUCCUAAAAUGUUUACCAGGGGAAGCUUGGAUUUGCUUGUAAUAGAAAGGGGCAUGGCAGACUUACUGGGUUGAUGUGUGAUCAGGGUAUGUUGAGGGCUACUGUGUGCUUUGUAGGUUAACUACAGAUUUUAAUUAACUGAAGUGGGCUGGCUCUCUAUGUGCUUAGCCCAGCCUCAGUCUUGGCCCCACAACUAUAUUUACUUCAUGUUUCUGCCUUCCUGUUAGAACCCUCUCUCUACUACAACAAAUGAAGAAGGUGUACAGGGAGAAGUUCCUUGUUUUCCAAAAGUAAAGGUGUUGAAUUCCAGGCAGUAUUCUGCCUGAGGAAGUAAACCUUCUAUAUCAUUUUUUCCUCUCAGAAUCAAAACUUACUUUUUUUUUCUUUUUGUACUUUUCCUCACCCGGCCAGGUUUAGCUUUAUUCAGAACAUAUUUUCACCUUCCCAUCCCAAAUACCUACACGACAGAGUUCACACAGGUUUAAACAAUACAGGCAUUGAUUGCUCCAGAAUCUGAUGAUGAUGGUUAAUGUUUCUGGUGGCCAAACAUUCACAUGUGUGAAUUAGGCUAUUCUCACGGCCAAAAGCCAGAACUCUGCUUCCCCUCCAACCCAGUGUAGGGAACCCUGCUGACACUUUUUAUGCAGCUCACGAAGUUUUUAAAAGAACAUGCUUUAGCCAAAGCAUUUGAUUUUAUUCCAUCCUGUGCAGGCCCCUUAUAGGUCCCACUGAGUAGGGCUUGGAGCCAAACUUUGAAACUAUUGAUUUGGUGAUGUAAUGUGAAAAUAACGUCUUGUGACUAAAUGUAUAGACUUACUAUUCAUUGGUGACUACCUGUCAAGGAGGGGGAUUGAAAGAGGACGGACCUUAACCAAAGAUGCUGAAGUUAUAGCACACUAUCCUUCACAGUGGCAUUAGGAUACUGUCUUCACUGAGAUUGUGUCUGUCCCCAGAGAAGGAGGAUGCUCUUUACCACAUCCUCCACUCCUUUUAAAAGGUCACCAAAGAGCCAAGAUAUUUUACAAUUUUACUAAUUGUAAUGAUGCUCCUUGCAGAUCACAAUUCACAGCAGCUCCCUAAAUGUCUCUAUUAAUUAGUUCCAUUUAUUGGAUGUGGACAAAGGUUAUGGCACCCUGCCAGACCAAUAAAACCUUGUUAAUUAGAUUUCUAGAUUCUGAUUCAGCCCAAGCAUCUGGGCUUUCAACUACAUGCUGAAGUGCAAUGGCUAUUGUUGGUGUUGAUCUUUUUACUCUUUUGUGUGAUCAUCACAGAUGCCAUUAAUUUUGUUGUGGUAAUUUAAUGAAACUUUGAAUACAUAAAUGAACGGGUAUUGGUGCCUCUUAAUUUAAAAAUUCUUUAAAGAGUCACCUCAUAUUCAUAGAAUGUGUGAGUCGUUGGUGAGUGUAUGAACACUUAAUUGAACAUAAGGAUGCUAUGAAGUAAAUAUUUUGUUUUGUUUUCUCUGGUAGCAACUGAUAUAUACAGACACUAAAACAUAAAACCACAUUAUGUGGGAAUGAGGAUCCUUUUUUCUCUCCAGGUAGUCCCAGAGGUUAUACAGUUUACGUUCAGUAUUCCUUAUGCUGUUAUUUUCACGUCAGUGGUUACAGCCUUUGGGACACCAGAAUCCAAGAACUCUUGAUUAUCGGCACAAGACAAGCUGCUGGUAGACAGUAACCCGCUAGUUUUCCAGCUCAACUUCUAAGUAGACUGGUACGUCAAACUCAUUGGUCUACUUUGCAGACUCAGGUUAUUUUCAGGGAAGGCACAGAAGCAUGGUUUGGUUAAUUUCAUCACCAGGAUGUGUAAGGUGAAAACACAAGCCAAAUAUAUGAUUACUGAACUCUACACAUACUGUCUUUGGUAACACUAGGAUCUUAGGGAAUUGUUAGCACUGAACACAUAGAAAGUUUGAUGUUUCACAAGCCUGUCUAGUGCUGACAGGUUUUAUGUGGUAUAGUAGUGUUUACCAUAAGCAGGGACAGACUCCAUGAACCUUUUACUCAGCUAGGAUUGAAUAGAUACCAAAAAUAGAAUGACACGAUUAUUUUAAUAGCAGGUGAAGCAGUUGGUUUUGCAGCAUGUUUUCCACUGUUGAUUUUUACUUUGAGAUACAGGGAGAGAAAACAAAACCUUUCCUCUACAGUUUUAAGCUGUAGUGAGCACAUGCUUCUUUUACUUCCAAAGAGGCAAAGGCAGCUGGAAUUGGCUUAUAGCACAUGCUUUGUUUUAUGUCAUGGGUGAGAACCUUCACACUUAUUUAAGCAGUCACUUCUCCAGUAAGGCAGAUGUGGAGUUCACUAGGAUUUAGUGCCUGAUCUUUUCUUUUGGGAAGGGUAGGGGUGAAUGUUGGGAUGGAUGGGGGAAGAGGAGAAGAAAAUGGAAGUGUGAGUGGGUGUGCAUGUAUCUGAAAUUCACCAUUACCCCCACCUGUGACUAGCAAUGAACAGGUGUGUAAUGUAUUUUAUUCAUGACUGCAGUGUGCAUGUAUUUUCUUUCUCCUCUGUUUUCUAAACUUACACUAAAAGGAUUCAUCAAAUCAUCUUGUUGAGAUGGCUCAGGAUUGUAUUUCUUUUGCUUACCCUGUGCUCUUGGGUUCUAUAGUAUUUCUCUAAUUAUGUAACAAGAAUAGUGUUGCACUGUAAUCUAUCAUAUAGAGAUAUAUGUAUGGAAAAUUUUGAUCAGUUUUUUAAGAAAUGUAUCUUGUUUGCAAAGGCACAAUAAAGUUGCAUCUUAUAGACUAUAGGCAAUAAAGCUAACAAUAAACCUUAUUUAACACAAACCA